AUGUCACAGCCUAGCUCAAAUGGCGCAGCUACAGCAAAUUCUAAAAAAGGUACUUAUGGCCCACUGGCACAAGCACUGUACUUUCUGGUGUCCUUUUUCGAAGGAUACGACCAGCAGGUCUUAUCCAUGUGUAUGAGGGCUUUUGAGUUGACAUUGGGGUUUUCUCAGUCUCAGUUAUCUACGUUGGCAACCGUGUCUACCAUGUCUCGCAUGGGUUGCUGCAUAAUUUGGGGGUUGCUUGCAGACGCCCAUGAAUCGCAGUAUGUGCUUGGAGCUGGCUUGUUAGUAAUGGGCCUGGCUUCCAUUUUCCUAAGUUCCGCGUCGCACUACAAAAUUGUUUUUUUGCGAUUCUUACACGGGUUUGGCUUCGCGUGUGUUUACCCAGUGCAACAAAAAAUCGUCUCCGAAUCAACUGACUCGAAGGAAGCAGAGGAAGCAGCGAAGAAGGUUGAGGGUGCACAGAACCAGGGCAAAAAGCCGGAUGAAACAAGUAAGAAAAAGGAAUCGAAGGCAGCUAGUAAAAUAUUCAACUACCUUCAAGCGUUGAACUGCAUUGGACGAUUGCUAUGCGCCGUCAUAACUACGAUUAUUGCACGCAAAGUGUUAUUGGGGUAUUAUGGCUGGCGCACGUCGUACGUUGUGUUGGGUUAUGUCUGGAUAUUGUUCGGUAUUAGCAUCGUCUUUGGAAUGAAGUUAGAGAGAUGUGACGAUAAAAAUAACUCUGCUAACUCCGAAGAGAGAUUUAUUCAGCGUAUAUCGGGCGCCUUUUCGGCAGUUUUUAAUUGUAAGACAGCAGGGAUAUCUAUAUUUACCCUUUUCAUCGCAGAAGCGCCAAUGUGUGCGUUUAAUUAUAUGACUAUCUAUCUGCAAUAUUUGGGGGUAUCUGACACAAUGGCUGGUGUUGCGAUUGCUAUUACAUUGAUUGGCGGUGCAGUUGGUAGCGUAGCUGGUGGAAUAGCUAUAGAAAAAUUUGCCAAAACUCUACCGGAUUAUGGUGAACUCAUUUCUGGAUGCAUAGUGAUGAUAGUGCGAUUCGUUGUGUGUUUAUUAUUCUUCUUAGGCAAGUUGCCAUGUGGGAAGCUCCUUUGGUAUCAUUACGUAGAGUUGGCAACUCUUGGGGGAACGCUAGUAACUGUUGGUGGUGUGGAUAGGGCCAUUAUGAAGGAUUCAAUUGACGACAACCAUCAAGCAACAGCGUCUGCCAUCAUUCGAACCAUAUCAGGCAUUUCUAGUAGUGUAAUUCUCUUCCAAGUUUCCGCAUAUUUGACUGAAAAGGUGUUCGGCUAUGUUCCGUCUAGGGAGUCAUUCGACAUCAUGGCUACAGAAAUUAAAGAAAGGAAUGCCGAGGCCCUGCGGAAAUCGAUGAUGUACAUUAUUUUGGCAGGUACAUUACUAAACACACUGUGCUAUAUUCCGCUGUUUUUCACGUAUAAAACGGAAAGAAAAAGCAAAGACUCUCAGCAAACAACAGCACAAUAG
Messenger RNA from Babesia bigemina, 1479 nucleotides. RefSeq lists its product as hypothetical. The coding region runs from base 1 to 1479 and encodes 492 amino acids. The transcript is spliced from 2 exons. Gene Ontology annotation, cellular component: membrane. Gene Ontology annotation, molecular function: transmembrane transporter activity. NCBI's taxonomy places the organism in Eukaryota, Apicomplexa, Aconoidasida, Piroplasmida, Babesiidae. The record is from RefSeq and is a predicted model, not a curated record. Gene Ontology annotation, biological process: transmembrane transport.